UCGCGCCAUGAGGCUGUCGAGGCUGUGCCGGGUCGCUCUGCUCCUCCUUGCCUUCCUUGUCCUCCUGGGCCCGUCCCAGCCCUACAAGCUUAAUGUGCCAAAGGUGCUGCUGCCCGUCAGCUGGGAGCUGCGGGUCCCCUUUAUGCUGGAGGCUGAGGGUGGCUGCUACUCCUGGUAUUCAACCCGUCAGGAUACAGUCACUGUUGAGCCAGUUUACAAGAAUGGUACCACUUGUUCGCAAAGAGCUUUGCUGUUUGCUCAGUCUACCCAAGCCAAGAAAUUAAGCAGUGUUGUUAUAGCUGAAGAUCGUGUGACAGGCCAUUUACUACGUUGUGAUGUCAUUGUUGAUGUGAUAGACAGUAUUGAAAUUAUCUCACGAACUCGAGAAAUCUAUGUGGAAGAUGCUCCGUUGGAGUUAACUGUGAGGGCUCUGGAUGUAGAAGGAAACACAUUUAGUAGCUUGUCAGGAAUGACAUUUGAGUGGAACAUUGCCAAGGAUGAUGACAUGGACAGCCUAGAACUCUCUAGCAAAAUUAGGAUUCUAAAGUAUUCAGAGGCAGAGUAUUCUCCCCCAGACUAUAUUGUUGAGCUAGAAGGAGCAGAAAAACAAGGAGACAGGAUUCUGGUUUCAGGAAUCAAAACGGGUGCAGCAGUUGUAAAAGUCCGAAUACAGGAACCAGUUUACAAGAAAAUAUCUGCUGCUCUGGUACGUCUGCUGGUUCUGGAGAAUAUAUUCCUUGUACCUUCCCAUGAUAUUUAUCUUCUGGUUGGAACUUACAUCAAGUACAAAGUUGGUAAAAUUGUACAGGGAAAGAUUACAGAAGUGGAUUUACCUUUUGAACAUUAUGAACUUGAACUGCGUGAUCAAAUCAUUGCAGCUGGUGGGUCUGACCAUCUUCCAGUGGCUCAGCUGGAUGUGAACACAGCCACUGUAACAGCAGUGCAGCUGGGACAGGUUAAUCUUGUGUUUGUUUAUAAAAAUAUCCACAUGCGAGCUGCAUCUGUACUUCCAAACUGCACUAUCUAUGUUGUAGAGGCUGCAUUUUUAGGUUUCACUAUCCAACCAGGAGACAGAUGGGUUCUAGAAGUCAGGGGAGUGUAUACAAUCACUGUUGAAGUAUAUGAUAAAGCCAGCACCAAAGUUUAUUUAUCUGAUAACAUAAGAAUAACUCAUCACUUUCCCAUGGAAUAUCUUGAAGAGAUAAUGUCUUCUGCUAAUGGUUCUUACCAUACAGUUCAGGUCCUGAAAGGUGGCAUCACAGUAAUAAACGCUGCAUUGACUUCUGUUCUUCUACAGGAUGGCUCUGAGGCAUACUUGCCUGCCCCAAUCAGUCAUGAACAGGAGGCAAGGAUUUACCUUCGGAUCAAGCUGACACCCUCCUUCCUUGCUUUUCCACACCACCAGAUGGAAGUUUUGUAUCAACAUAGAGUUCAGGUGGAGGGAGGCAGCGGCAAUUUCACAUGGACCUCUUCCAAUCAGAGUGUAGUCACAGUCACCAUAAAAGGAGUAGUGACAGCAGGGCUGGUUGGGGGGCAGAGCACAGUGCAGGCCAGAGAUGUGCAGAAUCCCUUCCAUUAUGGAGAAAUUCAGGUGUAUGUGCUGAGGCCAACGAAGAUGGAGUUUUUGCCAUUUCAUGCAGACAUUGAAAUUGGACAAGUUUUAGAAGCUCCACUCAUGAUGUACUACAUAGACAGAGAGACGAGGGAGACCAUUGCUUUCACUGACUGUUCCCUGUUAGAGCUGGAUGUAAGCAUGGAUAAGCAAGGCAUCUUCACUCCUGCUGAAGAAGGUGUUCAGAAACCUGGCCAGAGAUUUUGCUCCAGCAUCCAGUUAGCUGCAAAGGCCUUGGGACAUACUUUAGUGACAGUGAGUGCUACCAUGUACCAGGAAUAUUUUGAAACCAGUGCUACGUUUGCUGCUUAUGAGCCUCUCAAGGCAGUAAACCCUGUGGAAGUGGCACUGGUGACGUGGCAGUCACUAAAGGAGGUGGUAUUUGAGGGAGGGCCAGGUCCAUGGAUUUUGGAACCAUCUCGUUUCUUCUUGGAACUGACUAUGGAGCAUGAGGAAAAAAUCAAAGUUACUCAGGUCCGUCUGCCAACCAAAAGGAAACAAAACCAAUACAUUUACCGAAUUGUGUGUCUGGAGUUGGGGGAACAGGUGCUGACCUUCCGAGUAGGUAAUCAGCCAGGUGUCCUGAACCCCAGUCCUGCAGUGGAGAUGGUGCAGGUGAUAUUCAUUUGUGCUCAUCCAGCCAGUAUGUCUGUGACUCCAGUUUACAACGUAUCUGCAGGUGCCCAGCCGUGCCCAUUACUUCAACAUAACAAGCAGCUGAUCCCUGUGUCCAGUUUGAGGAAUACAGUUUUGGAGUUGGCUGUAUUUGAUCAACACCGGCGAAAGUUUGACAACUUUAGUUCUUUGGUGCUGGAGUGGAAAUCAUCCAAUGAAACCCUUGCACAUUUUACAGAUGGAAAGUCCAUGCAGAUGGUAGCAAAGAAUGAUGGUAGUGGACAGAUCAGGAUGCAUGGGCAUCAGCUGCUAGAAGUACACCAAAUGAAAGGGACUGUUCUGAUAACAGUCUGCUUUGUGAAGUGUUCAGAGAGAGGAAGCCCAAAAGAAGUAUCUAACUUACUCAACUCCGCAGCUGUGGAGUUGAUACUGGUAAAGGAUGUGACCAUUGUGCCAGAGAACAUCACUAUAUAUAAUCAUCCAGCUGUAAAGGAGAUGUUUGACCUAGUGGAAGGAUCUGGGUACUUUCUAGUCAACAGCAGUGAAGAUGAUAUAGUAAAUAUUACAUACCUGGAAGCAGAAAGUGCCAUUGAGGUCAUCCCUUUGCAACCUGGGUCUUUAACCAUGGCAGUCUAUGAUCUCUGCUUGGCUUUCCUAGGACCAGCUACCACCUAUCUCCAUGUGUCUGACAUUUAUGAGUUGGAGGUGGACCUGGUCGAUAAGAUUGAGAUUGGCAAAUCAGUCUUCGUCACUGUGCGAGUGCUGGGUUUUCAUCACCAUCCCUUCAGGAGCAAAUACUUCAAGCACAUGAAACUGAAGCUGCAGGCGUCAUCUGCUGUUUUUAUACUUGCGAAAAUGGAGGAAGUGGGUGAAUACUCUGAAAUUCAUGUGCUUCAAGCAGUUGCAGUAGGCCAGACAACUUUGGUGGCCAUAGCCUGGGACAAGAUGGGAAGAAAGUUCACUUCCCCACCUCAUAAAGUUGAAGUCUUUCCUCCAUUCAAACUUAUCCCAAAGAAAAUGACUCUCAUUCCACACAACAUGAUGCAGGUGAUGUCAGAAGGUGGCCCACAGCCACAGUCCAUUAUUCACUUCUCUAUCAACAACGAGACUGUGGCUGUAGUUAACAGGCUUGGCCAGGUAACAGCUAAGACAGUGGGAACGACCAUAAUACAGGGCACUAUUCAGGCAGUCAGUGAAGACACAGGAAGAGUAAUUGUUUUCUCACAGGAUCAAAUAGAAUUGGAAGUAGUUCAGCUAAGAGCAGUAAGAAUUCAUGCGCCUGCCACCAGGCUUAUAACAGCCACUGAGAUGCCUGUCUAUGUGAUGGGCAUGACUAGCAUGCAGACUCCAUUUUCCUUUGGCAGUGCCAAUGCAGGGCUGAUGUUUCAUUGGUCAAUGAGCAAACGGGAUGUUCUGGACCUUCUUCCACAACACUCAGAGGUUUCCCUAGAGUUACUACCAGAGAAUAAUUUCGCUAUGGUCAUUUAUACAAAAGUGGCUGGGAGAACUAGUAUUAAAGUGACAGUACAAUGCCUGAAUGUGUCUGCUGGGCAGUUUGAAGGAAACCUAGCUGAACUGUCAGAUGAAAUACAAAUAUUGGUGUUCGAUAAAUUGCUACUUUUUUCUCCUGAGUGCCCCACAGAACAAAUUCUGAUGUCAAUGAACUCUCAGCUCAAGCUGUUCACAAACAGGGAGGGGGCUGCCUUUGUGAGCUCUCAGAUUCUGAAGUGUAACCCCAACUCUUCUGUCAUUGAGGACCAUGGUCAGGGUCUCCUGAGAGCGGGAGCUAUAACAGGCACUGCUGUGCUAGAAGUAACUUGUAUGGAACUCUUUGGAGUCAGUCAGACUGUCAUAACAGGAAUCCAGGUAGCACCGGUGUCAUACAUGAUGAUCAGCACCAGUCCCAAGCUCUACACAACUGGCAGCAUGCCCCUGAUGGCAUUCCCCCUUGGAAUGGCCCUAACUCUCACAAUCCAGUUCUACAACAACAUUGGGGAGAAGUUCCAUGCCCAGAACACACAGCUCUACCUGGCUUUGAACAGAGAUGACCUACUGCUAAUCAGACCUGGGAGCAAGAAUUAUACAUACAUUGCUCAGGCAGUGAACAGAGGAGUGACACUGCUGGGAAUCUGGGAUGCGAAGCAUCCAGGCAUGGCUGAUUACAUCCCUGUGCCUGUGGAGUAUGCCAUUGAGCCAGACAUCUCCAAGCCCACCGCACUAGGAGAUGUGAUCUGUUUCAGCACGCCCCUUGUAAAUCAAGAAGGAGAACCUGGGAUGUGGCAUAUCUCCCCCAGUGGCAUUCUUGAGAUGGACUCAGUGAGUGGAGCAGCAUUUGUGAAGAGCCCUGGGACUGCUACAGUCUUUCAUGACAUUCCAGGGAUAGGGAAAACAUACAGAGAGGUAGUUGUCAACAGUUCUUCAAGAUUAAGCCCCCAGCUGGGUCCCAAAGGCUACCUGACCAACACGCCUGACUCUUCUAAACUCCAAGUCUUUGUUGCUACAAGCAGUGCAGAAGCAACGCUCAAAGGCCCCUGCAGCCCAGUUCAGAUGUAUGCAAUCUCUAAUCUUCUUCUCCCAGAGUCUCACCUGAUGUGUCAAGUUGAAUUCAGCAACCCAAUGUUUGACAUUCCAGCAAGUAAAGUCUUCAGUAUCCAGUCGAAAUUUAGCAUUGAAAGAGGUCUGUAUGCCUGUCUAAUCACUGCUAAGCCCCAGUCUGAUGAAGUCCGUCUGGCUUUGAGUUUUGCUGAGGCCUCGGUGUAUGUGAUGGUCUCUCUCUCCAGUCAGCGGAGCAAGGACGGAAUGCAAAGAAUCCUGGUUCCUUUCCUUCCGGCAUUUUACAUCAACCAGUCGGAAUUGGUUUUUAGCAGCAAACAGCUCAGUGGCGAGAUAAGAGUGCUGGGAACUGAGAAAGUGUUAGAAAAGCUGCAGGUUCAUCCCAGCUCUCCUGCAAUAAUAGUGAAGCAUCCUGAAUACACACCCGACAUGCCUGGGCUUGUCUCCUACCCCAUUAACGUGGCCAACCUCACAUCUCUCCGGCAGAGGGCAGCACCUGUCUUCAUCAACAUCUCCUGUGUCCUCACAGGCCAAAGAGGUGCAGUAGAAGUGAAAGUUUUGGCAGAACAGCACAUGUUUGGUCAGUGCAGUGAAGCAGGAAUUGUGCAACAGCUAAUGAGCUCUUACCAGAUCCUUCUCUUCACCCUUUUUGCUGUUCUAGCAUCAACAACUGUCAUCUUUCUUACUUACAAUGCCUUUCUGACAAGAGUGCAAACUGUGCCCAUUGUGUACAUUCCCACCUCUGCCGCUUCUCAGACAGGGUAUUAUUCUCCUAUGAGUCCUCAGCAUCGCAAUGGAAGAAAUAGGAUGCAGCACUGGCUUUGGAGCGUGCGGAGAUAGCAUAAUGGAAGGAAGUGUCUUUUUGUACAGAAUAAACCAGUAACAAAGUGUG
Gavialis gangeticus (Gharial) is the source of this 5672-nucleotide messenger RNA. It is a transcript of the gene NUP210L, whose product is annotated as nucleoporin 210 like. Bases 8 to 5620 code for a protein of 1870 amino acids. Lineage: Eukaryota; Metazoa; Chordata; Crocodylia; Gavialidae. The transcript is spliced from 40 exons. Gene Ontology annotation, cellular component: nuclear pore. The record is from RefSeq and is a predicted model, not a curated record.